UGCGAUAUUUAACUUGGCCUAGAUACCGCUUACGAUGUAUCGCGCCAGUGCUGUUGGCAAAACUGUCCGCCAGGCCUCAAAAUGGCUGUACGGAUGGCCCUUCCGCUAUUUCCAUGCGAGUCCGGCAAAGCGGGACGAGUACUCCAUGUGUGACCACAACUAUGACGCUAUUGUGAUUGGGGCGGGUGGAGCCGGAAUGCGGGCCGGGUUCGGUCUGGCCGAGAAGGGAUUCAAGACGGCAUUGAUAUCAAAACUUUUUCCGACACGCUCCCACACGGUUGCUGCCCAAGGCGGCGUCAAUGCAGCCCUCAGCAACAUGGAUAAAGACGACUGGAAGUAUCAUUUCUACGACACAGUUAAGGGCAGUGACUGGCUGGGGGAUCAGAAUGCCAUACACUACAUGUGCCAGGAGGCGGAGGCGGCUGUGUACGAACUGGACCAUUACGGCAUGCCUUUUUCACGCAAAGAGGAUGGCAAAAUCUAUCAGAGACCGUUUGGGGGCCAAACCCUGGGAUAUGGCAAGGGUGGAGUGGCACGUCGGGCCUGUGCCGUCGCCGAUCGAACUGGACACGCUCUCAUACACACGCUGUAUGGCCAAACACUGAAGUAUGCCGAUCUGUGUCAUUAUUUCGUGGACUAUUUUGUGCUGGAUCUAAUUAUGCAGGACUGUAAGUGCGUGGGCUGCCUGGCCUGGAAGCUGGACGAUGGCACAUUUCAUCGCUUCAUAGCCAAGAACACGAUCGUUGCUGCUGGCGGAUGUGGUCGUGUCUACUUUUCGACCACAGCCGGUCAUACGUGCACCGGCGACGGCAAUGCUUGGAUCUCUCGCCAGAACCUUCCGCUGCAGGAUAUGGAGUUUGUGCAGUUUCAUCCGACGGGAAUGUACGGUGCCGGCUGCCUCAUCACCGAGGGAGUCCGUGGCGAAGGUGGCUUCUUCAUAAACUCUAAAGGCGAACGUUUCAUGGAGCGGUACGCUCCCGAAGCUAAGGACUUGGCCUCUCGCGAUGUCGUCGCCCGUGCUAUGACGCUUGAGGUGCUCGAAGGCAACGGCUGUGGACCACUAAAGGAUCACGUACACUUGCAGUUACACCACAUCGAUCCCAACAUAAUCCGUCAACGUCUGCCGGGCAUUGUGGUCACCGCCAGGAUAUUUGCCAAGGUGGAUGUGACCAAAGAGCCUGUGCCGGUGCUGCCCACAGUGCAUUAUAAUAUGGGCGGCAUACCAACUAAUUUCAUGGGCAAGGUGGUCACAAUGGGUGACGACUGUAAGGAGAAACUUGUUGAGGGCUUGUACGCCUGCGGCGAAACCUCUUGCGCUUCGGUGCAUGGCGCCAAUCGCUUGGGUGCGAACUCUCUGCUCGAUCUGAUUGUUUUUGGACGCUCCUGUGCUCUGGACAUUGCAAAGAAUGGCUGCCCCGGCGAGGAUCCCCCAAAGGUGGAUGAGAAGGCCACUGAGAAGUCAAUGGACAAUUUCAAGAAACUACGUUGCGCCAACGGCAAAACGCCUACGGCCGCACUGCGUCUAGAAUUGCAGCGCACUAUGACCAAACAUGCGGCUGUUUUCCGGGAGGGAAAAUUGCUCAAGGACGGUCUGCUUAAGGUCGCCGAGCUGUGCCAGCAGUUCAAGGACAUUAAAGUCACUGAUCGCUCAAUGGUCUGGAACACAGAUCUAAUAGAAACUCUUGAGCUACAGAACAUGCUUGUAAACGCAGUCCACAUCAUAACCGCCAUGGAGAACCGCAAGGAGUCACGUGGCUCGCAUGCCCGCGAGGAUUUCAAGGUCCGAUUGGAUGAAUUCGACUACAGCUUGCCUUUGGAGGGGCAGAAGAAGAAGAAAUUCGAAGAGCAUUGGCGCAAGCAUACACUGACCUUUGCUCAGGGGGAUGAGGGCUGUGCCACCAUCAAGUACCGUGAGGUCAUUGAUAAGACUCUCGAUGACAAGCUGCCGUCCAUUCCGCCAGCACCGCGCAAAUAUUAGAAAGCAACAAACCCGAAAACCCGCGAUUAUCUGUUAAUUUUAAUUUUUCCAAUCAGCAUUUCUACCAAUUUAAAUAUACAUAUAAUUAUAUACACUACAAGUAGUACAA
Scaptodrosophila lebanonensis is the source of this 2087-nucleotide messenger RNA. RefSeq names its product succinate dehydrogenase [ubiquinone] flavoprotein subunit, mitochondrial (gene SdhAL). The transcript has a single exon. Gene Ontology annotation, molecular function: succinate dehydrogenase (quinone) activity; electron transfer activity; flavin adenine dinucleotide binding. Lineage: Eukaryota; Metazoa; Arthropoda; Insecta; Diptera; Drosophilidae. The record is from RefSeq and is a predicted model, not a curated record. Gene Ontology annotation, biological process: tricarboxylic acid cycle; mitochondrial electron transport, succinate to ubiquinone. Bases 35 to 1978 code for a protein of 647 amino acids.